This is a messenger RNA of Impatiens glandulifera, 1320 nucleotides long. RefSeq lists its product as uncharacterized. The transcript is spliced from 2 exons. The record is from RefSeq and is a predicted model, not a curated record. Lineage: Eukaryota; Viridiplantae; Streptophyta; Magnoliopsida; Ericales; Balsaminaceae. The coding region runs from base 1 to 1320 and encodes 439 amino acids.
AUGCAAGUGUACCUAGUUACACUAGAUGAUGACAUGAUGUAUGUCAUAUCUUAUGGUCCAAUAAAGAUUAACAAGGAAAGAAGCGAGUGGACAAAUGAUGACAAAAGGAAGAACAAUCUUGACAACCUAGCCAAAAACGCCAUCUACAACACCUUGGACAGAAACACGUUCGCAAAAAUUAGAGCAUGCUCUAUUACAAAAGAAGUAUGGGAGAAAAUCAUCCAACUUAACGAGGGAAACAAGCGAACCAAGGAAAAACAAAUCAUGGUGGCCACUCAGAAAAUUGAAAAUGUCAAGAUGCGUCAUGGAGAAACCAUGAAAGAAUUUAGUGAUCGUUUCACAAGCAUUGUGAAUGAACUUUUUAUUCUGGGAAAGACCUAUGCAAACAAAGAGACAAUCGUCAAAGUGCUAACAACUCUUCCCAGCGCUUGGGAUGUUAAAAUAACGGUGAUGAGAGAAUCCAGAAGUCUUCAAAAGAUGCAGUUGCAUGACGUUUUUGAAGAACUGAAAGCUUAUGAGUUUGAGAUGAACUCAAGAAAUGAAGAUGAGUACUCAACUUUAACAGUGACAAGAGCUCUAGUGUCCUCUGUGGAACCAACAGCCCCAGUACCUAUCAAGUCAGUCGAGCAGUUCAGAGAUGACGCAAUGUCCUUGAGUAUCAAGAAGUUAGGUCUUUACAAGUCGGAGUGUCAGAAACCAAGAACAGAUGACAAAAAGCCAACCGAUCAGAAACCAAGGGAGGAUUAUCAACCAUCCAAACACAAUAACGAGGUCCAGAAAGCCUUGCUAGCUGAUGAUGGCGAAAGCAAGUGGGCUCAAAACGAUUCAGAUAGUGACAAUGAAGAAGUCAGAUGCUUCAUGACAAAUGAUGAAGAGGUAUUCGACUUUGCCUCUAAGGAGUUCACCCGAGAAGAUCUGAUUAUUGCACUCAAUGACAUAGUUAUUGAGUACAAGAAUCUGUCUAAUCUCGUAUCAACUCAGCCAGAUAACCAAACUGGUAGAACACUCGAACUAACCUAUGAGAAUGAAAGGCUCAAGGAGAAAGUUCAAGUGUUGACUAAGGAAAAUGAAAGAAUGAACUACGUGAUUGCUGCAUGGACUAAAUAUGGGGAUGAAGUUAAUCAGAUGACAAGACAUCAAAGGCCUGCCAACUGCAAGUUUGGUUUAGGCUACGAUAACAGUAACUCAGACAAGUCAUGCGAAAUGUCGAAACCCAAGAAAGACAAAUUUCCCUUUAUAAGUUUUGUCAAGAGUACUUCAAUCGACACUAAAGCUAGUCAUGAUACAGAUGAGUUAGAAAUAAAAAAGCAAUUGAAAUAA